This is a messenger RNA of Chara braunii, 1120 nucleotides long. NCBI's taxonomy places the organism in Eukaryota, Viridiplantae, Streptophyta, Charophyceae, Charales, Characeae. The record is from the annotation of a GenBank genome assembly.
UGGACUUUGACAUUCGGCAUCGGAAGCACGAGAGGCAUGGGAAUUGUUGACGGACUGACACGACUGCACCGACCCGAGAAGGUCCCCAAGAGCGAGGAGGUGAUUUCGUGGAACGAGCCGAAGGAUGAGAACGGACCGAGGCAUUGGCGGGUGUGGCGCGAGACUUUUGUCGAUCCGUCUGUGUGCUUGGCCCGAGUGGAGGUGACAUGGACGAGGGCCGACGAGCAUCAGGCGUAUAUUGAGUACCUGGAGCUGCUGAUCAUCCAGGUUUGGAGAGCUGACGUAGAGGGCGAUCUUCUCGUCCCGCUCGCGCAACUGGUCGACGACCUCUCUCUCGAUAUCGUUUCGCAAAGUGACGAGAGUUCGGCUCCGCACGUCCUUACGCAGACAUUGCCACCGUAUCUUCAAUGGACUGCGUGCUUGGAGGAACCGGGAAGUGAAAGCGCCCUGCCGUCACGGCAGGAGUACUUGAAGCCGGCCGGAAUCAUCAAUCUUGCCUUCUAUUCGAAGCAAGAUUCGUUCAAGGAGGCGGUAGAAGGAGAAAAAGAAACCUCCGAAGAAGAGGGCGACGACGAAGAAGAAACGUCGGAGGAAGGGAGUUAUAGUGAGCACAGCGAAGGAGAGCAGAGUGUAGAGGAGGAAGAAGAAGAAGAAGACAACGAAGAGGAGGAAGCCGGAUCGGAGUGGGAAGCCUUGCCGGAAGAAGCGGCGCGCGCAGGCACAGAGGCGGAAGAUCUUGAGGUGGCACGAAAGAGGGAAGAGAUUGCCGCCGGGAAAAGCCAGUUGGAGUUCACCAGCGGGGCGAACCUGCGCAUCAACGAUGACCCGACCCGGGAUCCGGAGCCCCCCAAGCCCGAAGAUGGCGACCCAGCAACCACGACUCCGAGCGCAUCGCGACGGAGACAGAGCCGGUCCCCCUCCCCCUCCACCUCAGCCCGUCCCCCUGUUCGUCCACGUACCGAUGCAGGGGAUCGGCCUUCGUCCCCGGUCAUUAUCCCGCCGUCCCCUCAGUUACCUCACCCUCUGUCAGAUCUCUACCCCCGUCACCUUCACUCGUAACCCCUUCCCUCCCAAUACCUUCCAUCACUUUUACUCCACCCGCCUCGCCGUCACCGUCUAU